Molecule: messenger RNA, 1266 nt
Organism: Mesorhabditis spiculigera
Lineage: Eukaryota; Metazoa; Nematoda; Chromadorea; Rhabditida; Rhabditidae
Source: the annotation of a GenBank genome assembly
AUGGAGUACGACUACACCAAAGAUGUCGACGCCGCCCUCCCAAAUGCCGAUAUUCUUGCCAAGACUGGAAACGUGGCGGGUGCUGUCGAGUCGUUGAACACACUGGAGAAGCAGUCGCGUCUCGGCAGUGAUAUGAAGAGCAAUGCCCGCGUCGUUCAACAUAUGGUCCAGAUGUGCUUUGACGGGAAACAAUGGGAUCUGCUAAACGAGACAAUUCUGGCAUUGUCGAAGAAGCGGCUUCUCAUCAAGGUGGCCAUCGCUCGAAUGAUUUACGUGGAAGUGGAACGGGCUCGUUUGACGUCGUAUGUCGUCAAGAAGCUUGAGGCACAAGGAAAACUGGAGGAGGCGGCGACGAUGCUUCUCGAGCUCCAGGUCGAGACGUACGGCAGUAUGGAGGUCAAGGAGAGGGUGGAAUUCCUUCUGGAACAGAUGCGACUAUCUGUCGCUCGUGAAGACUACGUUCGUGCCAGCAUCAUUGCCAAGAAGAUCAGCACCAAGUUCUUCACCAAGGAACCUGUUGAGGAUCAGGUGCAAAAUCUGAAGCUCAAGUUCUACGAGUUGAUGAUCACCGUCGGCCUGCACAACAACAACUAUUUGGACGUGUGCCGCCACUACAGGGCAAUCCAAGAGACGCCAAAGAUCCUCGGCGAUCUGGAGAAGAACAAGAUGGCCCUGAAGUGUGCCGUCAUCUACGUGCUGUUGGCCCCGCAUGGCAAUGAGCAAUGGGAUCUCGUCCAUCGCCUCGUUCAGAUGCGCGAUUUGGAGUCGAUCCUCGAGUAUAAGAAAUUCCUCGAGCUGUUCAUCAACCAGGAGAUCAUCAGCUGGACCGAGUUGGGCAAGACGUACCAAGCACUCCUUCGUGUCGGCACUCCCGCCAAUCCUGCCACUGGGAUUUUCGACGACUCGGCCAAUGGCAACAAACGUUGGGAGGAUCUGCACGUACGCGUUGGAGAACACAACCUGCGCAUGGUGUCGAAGUACUACACGCAGAUCACGUUCGACCGCCUGGCCGAGCUGCUCGAUUUCCCUGUGGCUGAGAUGGAACAAUUCCUGUGCAAUCUGAUCGUCAACGGCAUGAUCCCGAAUGCGAAGAUCGAUCGCCCGAAUCGUAUCGUCAAUCUGAAGGCCAAGAAGGCACACGUCGACCAUCUCGAUCAAUGGGCCGACAAUGUGCGACGAUUGACCGACACCCUCAACAAGGUCUCGCAUCUGAUCCUGAAGGAAGAGAUGGUGCACAAGAAUCUCGAACAAGUCUCCGCCAUCCAU